AUGCCUGUUCUGCGCCUGGCCACUGCCACCAGAACAUACACUAGCACCACCACCACCUCUCGGAUCGCUGUAAACACCGCUUCCGCCGCUUUUCAUCUCCACGCGCCUACGCCUCGAACACCCGCGCGAAUCUCGGCUGCCUCGACCGCUCGCACCUUCUGCGCCACCGCAUUCCCGCACGCCAAAUCACACCGACUCAACAAGAUGCCGCCCAAGAAGCAGGCCGUGGUGGAAAAGAUCCGUCUGGGUCGUCCGUCGAAUAACCUCAAGAUGGGUAUCGUCGGUCUGCCCAACGUCGGCAAGUCGUCGCUGUUCAACGUGAUUGCCAAGUGCGAUCUGGGCAAGUCGGCCAACUUCCCCUAUGCGACGAUCGAGCCCGAAGAGGCGCGCGUGCCCGUGCCCGACGAGCGCUUCACAUGGCUCGCCCAGCAGUACAAGCCCAAGUCAGAAGUGCCCGCCUUCCUCACCUGCAUCGACAUUGCUGGUCUCACCGCCGGUGCGUCCACGGGUGCGGGCCUGGGCAACGCCUUCUUGAGCAACGUCCGCUCCGUAGACGGCAUCUUCCAGGUCGUGCGUGCAUUCGACGACGCAGAGGUCAUCCACGUCGAGGGUGACGUCAACCCGAUCCGCGACAUGGAGAUCAUCUCGACCGAGUUGAGACUCAAGGACAUCGACUGGAUCGAAAAGGCGCUGGACAACUCCAAGAAGAACGCACGCAGCGCGGGUAACGUCAGCCUCGAAGACAAGAAGCGCAAGGAGGAGGUGGCGAUCAUCGAAAAGAUCCUCAAACACGUCCAGGAGGACAACAAGGACAUCCGCAAGGGCGACUGGACCAACAACGAGGUCGAGGUGAUCAACAAUCUGCAGCUGUUGACAGCCAAGCCGGUGAUCUACCUGGUGAACCUGUCGGAGCGCGACUAUGUGCGCAAGAAGAACAAGUGGCUCGCCAAGAUCAAGGCGUGGAUCGACGACAACAACCCGGGCGAUCUGCUCAUCCCCUUCUCGGUGGCGCUCGAGGAGCGUCUGCUGGCGCUCGGCUCGCCCGAGGCCGAGGCGGCCGAACUGGCCACUUUGGGAGACAACAUCACCGGCGCACUCGGCAAAAUCACCAAGGCCGGAUACGAUGGUCUGGACCUCGUCAGGUACUUUACCGCGGGUCCCGACGAGGUUCGUGCGUGGACCUUCCGAAAGGGGCUCAAGGCGCCCGAGGCGGCGGGUAUCAUCCACACCGACUUCCAGAAGAAGUUCGUCUGUGGCGAGGUGUUUUCCAUCGACGACAUCAAGGAGCACGGCAACGAGGCGGGUGUCAAGGCUGCCGGCAAGUACAAGCAGAUCGGCCGAGAGUACAAGGUGCAAGACGGCGACAUUUGCUACUGGAAGCAUGGCUAG
Molecule: messenger RNA, 1389 nt
Organism: Moesziomyces aphidis
Lineage: Eukaryota; Fungi; Basidiomycota; Ustilaginomycetes; Ustilaginales; Ustilaginaceae
Source: the annotation of a GenBank genome assembly